Saccostrea cuccullata (small rock oyster) is the source of this 1023-nucleotide messenger RNA. Its product is annotated as neurotrypsin-like. Gene Ontology annotation, cellular component: membrane. NCBI's taxonomy places the organism in Eukaryota, Metazoa, Mollusca, Bivalvia, Ostreida, Ostreidae. The coding region runs from base 208 to 1008 and encodes 266 amino acids. The transcript is spliced from 6 exons. The record is from RefSeq and is a predicted model, not a curated record.
UUUGCAACAGCCAAAUCGGGCGCAUUUUAUGGACAAGGAAGUGGCAAAAUUUGGAUCGACGAUUUGUCAUGUAAUGGUCAUGAAUCUAUUAUAUUGCAAUGUAAUAGUACAGCAUUAGGCACACAUAACUGUCAACACAGUGAGGAUGCAGGAGUACUUUGUUCACGUGUUGAGGAUGUUAGACUUGCUAAUGGAAGCACAACUGCGAUGGGUCGAGUGGAGAUAAAAAUUAAAGGUGCCUGGGGAACUAUCUGUAAUAACGACUGGGACGACAAUGCAGCAUCUGUAGUGUGCUCAAUGCUUGGAUUCUCAAGAAAAAAUGCAGUGGCCAAGAACGGGUCUAUCUUUGAACCAAGAUAUGGACCUAUAUGGAUGGACAAGGUUAAAUGUACAGGGAAUGAGAUAAAUUUAUUCCAGUGUCCUAAAGCAGAAUUUGGCGAUGACAAUUGUGAUCAUAGCAAAGAUUUGGGAGUUACUUGCUCACUUGAUCUACGGAUUGUCAAUGGGUCCUCGGCUUAUGAAGGGCGAGUUGAGGUCAAAUUCGAUGGUGUGUGGGGAACUGUAUGUGACGAUGAAUGGGACAACAAUGACGCUGCUGUUGUCUGUGGAAUGUUGGGAUUUUCAAGGGAAAAUGCAGUUGCUAAGAGGGGAGCUUUCUUCGGGAAAGGAAAAGGAACUAUCUGGAUGGAUGACGUAGAAUGUACUGAAGAUGACAGAAAUAUAGCGCAUUGUAAAGCACGAGAACUUGGGAAUGAGAAUUGUGGACAUCACGAAGAUGCAGGAGUUAUUUGUGCCCCAGAAAAGAUCAGACUUGUUAAUGGAUCAUCUUCAACUGACGGUCGUGUAGAGAUCAUGUAUAGGGGUGUCUGGGGAUCAGUUUGUAAUGAUGGUUGGGACGAUAGGGACGCUACUGUUGUCUGUUUAAUGCUUGGAUUUUCAAGGCAAGAGAGAGAGAGAGAGAGAGAGAGAGAGAGAGAGAGAGAGAAAGAGAUUUUAGCAAGAACAUAGUCCAUUCAUUUAAGU